AUGGAGGACAGCAGUACCAUUGAAUCGUCGAUUCCCCACCUCACAGACGUCGAUUGGGACAUGUCGGAGCAGCUUCGGGAAGUUUUGAAGCCCCUGCUCGACAUUACUGAGCUCCUUGGAGGGGACAAGUACGUUACUCGGUCUGUACUUAUUCCAGCCUUAAAACUGCUAAAGAAUAAAAUGAAGACGAAUGACUGUGACCCUGCCUUCAUCUGCCGCUUCAAGGCCAUGCUGGUGGACUCUAUCGAUGAGAGGCUUCGCGCGUGGCCGCAAUACAACGACUAUGAACUGGCAACGUGUCUCGAUCCUCGUUUCAAGAGCCUCGCAUGCAUCGAAAAAGAUCGCCGCGAACUUGUGUGGGAAAGGCUUUCCCAGCUAACACAUGCGUCUUCGGCCGAUUCUACUGAUCUAACGCCCAAGAAAAAAAGAAAAUACGUUUUCUCGGAGGAAAAUGAAGAACCCACCAUCUCCUGCCAAGUGUCGCUUUAUCGAUCGAUGGCCGAGGUGACGGACGAUGAACUGGACCCACUACAGUGGUGGCAAGCUCAGGGCUCCCUGUUUCCUCAAAUUGUGCCAAUUGUAAAGAGUGUGAUGUGUGUCCCAGUCACCUCAACGCCCUGCGAGCGUCUGUUCAGCGCAGCAGGGAUGAUCGUCAACACACAAAGAAGCUCGCUCCUGCCGGAAAAUGUCAACAAACUUCUUUGCCUCCGCAGCUGGGGUUGUGAUCUGUGA
Ixodes scapularis (black-legged tick) is the source of this 732-nucleotide messenger RNA. Its product is annotated as zinc finger BED domain-containing protein 4-like. Gene Ontology annotation, molecular function: protein dimerization activity. The record is from RefSeq and is a predicted model, not a curated record. Lineage: Eukaryota; Metazoa; Arthropoda; Arachnida; Ixodida; Ixodidae. The coding region runs from base 1 to 732 and encodes 243 amino acids. The transcript has a single exon.